CUGCGCUCCUCCCCGUGUGGGUGACGGGAGGGGGAGGGAGCCAGGCAGAGCUGUUCCCACGUGUGACGCUCACAUUCCCGGCUCAGUAAUAUUCUCUUAGCUCUGACAGUGUGUGUGUUAGUUACUGGUCAUAGUUGGGUUAGCCAUGGAGGGAGACGGGAGCCAAGCCACAUCUGGAAGCCCUAACGAUUCGCAACACGACCCGGGUAAAAUGUUUAUCGGUGGCCUCAGCUGGCAAACUUCACCAGACAGCCUUAGAGACUAUUUUAGUAAAUUUGGAGAAAUCAGAGAAUGUAUGGUGAUGAGAGAUCCCACGACAAAACGCUCCAGGGGAUUUGGCUUCGUUACGUUUGCGGAUGCGGCCAGUGUAGAUAAGGUCCUAGCUCAACCUCACCACGAAUUAGACUCAAAGACGAUUGAUCCUAAAGUUGCCUUUCCAAGACGCGCUCAACCCAAGAUGGUCACAAGAACAAAGAAAAUAUUUGUAGGUGGAUUAUCAGCUAACACAGUAGUUGAAGAUGUAAAGCAGUAUUUUGAACAGUUUGGCAAGGUAGAAGAUGCUAUGCUUAUGUUUGAUAAAACUACAAAUAGACAUAGAGGAUUCGGCUUUGUAACUUUCGAGAACGAGGAUGUGGUGGAAAAGGUCUGCGAGAUUCAUUUUCACGAAAUCAAUAAUAAAAUGGUAGAAUGUAAGAAGGCCCAGCCGAAGGAAGUGAUGUUUCCUCCAGGGACGCGGGGGAGAGCCAGAGGUCUGCCCUACACCAUGGACGCCUUUAUGCUGGGAAUGGGCAUGCUGAGUUAUCCAAACAUUGUAGCAACGUAUGGCAGAGGAUACACUGGUUUCGCCCCAAGCUACAGCUACCAAUUCCCUGGCUUCCCGGCAACAGCAUACAGUCCAGUAGCAGCGGCGGCAGCAGUGGCGGCAGCGCGUGGCUCAGGUAGGGGGGCCCGUGGAAGAGGCGGCUACGCAGCAUACCCUCAGAGCACAGGGCCAGGCUUCCCCGAUUACGGUUUCUAUUCCUCGCCAAGCGACCAACGGGGGCCCCCCUUCUCCUUUGCGGACUAUGGCUCCCUGGGCCCCCAGGCGGCUCAGCUGCUGCAAAGCGAGCAUGCCACAUCAGCCUGCAACUCCCCUCUCCAGCACCUGGCCAGCCCGGAUCAGUAUAAGAGCCCAGGCAACAACCCGCCCCGGCCUGGAGCCUUUCCUGGAGCCAGCAGUCCCGGGCCAGUGGCUGAUCUGUACGGCCCCACCAGCCAGGACUCCGGUGUGGGCAACUACAUUAGCGCUGCUAGUCCCCAGCCCGGCUCCGGCUUUGGACACAGCAUUGCUGGUCCGUUGAUUGCGACAGCUUUUACAAAUGGAUACCAUUGAAACCUAACAGGUGGUUGGUUGCCAUCUCAUUUGAGCAGAGUUUAUCAGGAGGCCCGGGGAAGACUGGCCGGAGUUUCUAAUUGGUUCUGUGUACAGGUAAAGGCCAUUAAACUUCAAGCACUACAGCGCUGAACGGGAAUCUAAAGCUGAGAUGGCUCCACGCGAAGAACAAACCCAAAUGUCUGAAUCAUCUCAGAAAGAAGAAACAAAAAAACAAAAACAACUAAACAAUCUGCUGUACUAUACUGAAAUCCUGGCUUUUGAAUAUUUUAUCCUAGUGUAGCCCUGACCUUGAAUUAGGAUUUAAUUUAAUUUUUUUCCUUUUAGAAACAUUUUAGCCUUCUUUAUUGUGUACACGUUGAAUCAACCAACGUUUGUUUGAGUUUCUAGAUGUUCUUCAUUGUUCUUGAAUGUUCUCUGAUGAGAGCGACUAUGUAAACAUAAAAUGUAAUUUUUUUGUUCUGUUUUGGUAGUAAUAUUCCAAUAGCGGUUUCGUUUCACAGCCCUCGUCUAUCACUUUUCACACAAGCAAGAAAAUGGAUUGAAAUGACAUUUCUAAUUCAAGACUAAACCGCAAUGAGUGGGUAACUCAAAAAAAUCUUAGUAGCUCAGUUCUAUGUUUAUUGUGAUGUCUUGUUAACCAUGAUUACCUAUUUUGGGCAAUAAGAGGACUACAAUAUUUUCACAGUCCUUUUUUAUAAAUGUCAUUUUUGUUGUCGAUGAAAAAAAAAAUGAAAAAAAAGCUUUCCUUUUAAUACUUUGUGAAAUGAGAUUUAAAAAGAAAAGAAUUCUGAAACUGUAUAUAUUAUUCUGUUCACUGCAUCAAACUGUUUCUGAGAGAGAACCAUAUUUUUGUGAUGGUGUCAUAGAGGUUGUAUCGUGUGCAAGCCGAAAUAUGUCAGUUCAAAAAUAUCUUCGAGGCUCAAUGCAGUAACCGAGGUCCAUCUGUAGCACAAAGGCCGUGAUUUACCCCAGUACGGACGAAAUUCAAUCGAACACUGUUAGCUCGCUUUGUAAAUACCGUCGGCUUUACAACUGUGCAGGUGUUAUACCAGCAUAUGGAUUAGAUAGUACGUUAAAGAUGUGCACAGCUUACAAAGAGAAUCUACUUCACAAGCUAUACAGAAAUCAGCAUUGUAACAAAAGAUAACAAAUCACAACAAAAUCCAAAGCACACAUGAACUAUGAUUUCAAACCGUGUCGAGACAUUUCAUGUUAGCGUUUCAUUUGACAUUCUGGCGUGAGCUUCUUUUUCCCAUCGAGUGUCAGUGCCGAACGAUUCGAAUAACAAAGGCAAUAUUUCAAAGUGUUUUGAAAUUGCUCUACGAUUAGGAAAAACCCAUCUUUUCUACCAUUACCUCAGUCCUGUGAGAAUGACUUUAAAGGAGAUUACAAAUUAAUUUAUUUUAGCCUGAGACAGAUAUUGAAAAAGAUAUUAAAGUGUUGUUUUGAAAUUAAGUAAAUCAUUGCACUGUGAGAGAGAAUUUAUCAUUUUCUAUUUGCACAUGUGAACUGACAGUCUCUAACGUGGGUCACGUGAAGGACCGCUGUGGAAGCCGUUCGUUUCUUUCCACACGGGAUAACACUUACGAAUCUGGAGUCUUGGCUUGCAUUGAUUCAAAGACUGUACUUUUAAAUAAUAUCUUAUUCUAGAAUAUCAGAGAUGACAGAUGAGUUUAUUGGUAGCAAUAGUUCAUUUCCUCAGAAACACUGAAACUGAUUGAAACCAGUAGCUGCUACACACAUUUGUUGUACAUGUGGGGACUGGAUUUGAUGAGACACAAAUGGCAUUUAGAAAUAUGAACUGACUGAUGUAUGCUGUUAUUCAAUCUUGUUGAAAAUGUUUGAUUUUCGUUUAUUUAAAAUUAUUUUUCAUUUCACUAAACUAACAGGUGAGGCAGAAUGCUGGAUUCUUUCUCAAGAAGGAGACGUGAUAAAAGUAAUGAUAAAAAAAAAAACUUUGUGCUAACUGUUUGAGCUGUUUUAAAAAAGACAAACGUAUAAAAAAAAGAAAGUAAGAAAAUUAUCCCGAACAUGUUUUGAAUUUAAAUAGGGAUGGAUUUUUAUCAAUAUUUUUGUGGAUGUUAAUGAUUAUACUAAAUAUAACUGACAAUAAUACAGAUAUUAUGUACUGUA
Messenger RNA from Carassius carassius (crucian carp), 3508 nucleotides. RefSeq names its product musashi RNA-binding protein 2b (gene msi2b). Gene Ontology annotation, molecular function: RNA binding. The record is from RefSeq and is a predicted model, not a curated record. Gene Ontology annotation, cellular component: cytoplasm. The transcript has 15 exons. Bases 146 to 1372 code for a protein of 408 amino acids. Lineage: Eukaryota; Metazoa; Chordata; Actinopteri; Cypriniformes; Cyprinidae.